AGUCGUCGGAGUCGGGGCGGCCGCGAUCCGCCGCCGGCCCGCCACGGCCGGGUCUGCACUCAGUGGCCCAGCCAGGAGAGCCGCUAGCCCCGGGCAGCGAGAUCGUCCAAGGAACCGCGGCGCCCAGCAAGCGCUCAAGUGAGUGACCGCGACUUUGCCAAGCGGGGUAGCGCGAGCGAACCGACCGGGCCGGGUGCCUGGGGCGUCUUAACCCCGGGUUCCCUGGAGCGAGCUGUUGAGGAGGGACGCGAGGGGGAGACAGUCCGGGGGUGCGCGCACUCCACGAGAAACUUUCCGUGCCCAAGGCCGCGGGAGGCGCGGGUGUCUCCCGCUCGCCCCAGCGCUGUUGCGGCCCCGAAACUUCUGCGCGCAGCUCAAACAAACCCCACGUGAAGGGACGGACUGUUCUAUGACUGCAAAGAUGGAAACGACCUUCUAUGACGAUGCCCUCAACGCCUCCUUCCUCCAGUCCGACAGCGGCGCCUACGGCUACAGUAACCCCAAGAUCCUGAAACAGAGCAUGACCCUGAACCUGGCCGACCCGGUGGGCAGCCUGAAGCCGCACCUCCGCGCCAAGAACUCGGACCUCCUCACCUCGCCCGACGUGGGGCUGCUCAAGUUGGCGUCGCCUGAGCUGGAACGCCUAAUAAUCCAGUCCAGCAACGGGCACAUCACCACCACGCCGACCCCUACCCAAUUCCUGUGCCCCAAGAACGUGACGGACGAGCAGGAGGGCUUCGCCGAGGGCUUCGUGCGCGCCCUGGCCGAACUGCACAGCCAGAACACGCUGCCCAGCGUCACGUCCGCGGCGCAGCCGGUCAGCGGGGCGGGCCUGGUGGCCCCGGCCGUGGCUUCCGUGGCGGGCGGCAGCGGCGGAGGCUUCAGCGCCAGCCUACACAGCGAACCGCCCGUCUACGCCAACCUCAGCAACUUCAACCCCGGCGCGCUGAGCAGCGGCGGCGCGGCGCCCUCCUAUGGCUCAGGCGGCCUGGCCUUUCCCGCGCAACCCCAGCAGCAGCCGCAGCCGCCACACCACCUGCCCCAGCAGAUCCCCGUGCAGCACCCGCGGCUUCAGGCCCUGAAAGAGGAGCCGCAAACGGUCCCCGAGAUGCCCGGAGAGACGCCGCCCCUGUCCCCCAUCGACAUGGAGUCACAGGAACGGAUCAAGGCGGAGAGGAAGCGCAUGAGGAACCGCAUCGCUGCCUCUAAAUGCCGGAAAAGGAAAUUGGAGAGGAUCGCGCGGCUGGAGGAAAAAGUGAAAACCUUGAAAGCGCAGAACUCGGAGCUGGCGUCCACUGCCAAUAUGCUCAGGGAACAGGUGGCACAGCUAAAACAGAAAGUCAUGAACCACGUUAAUAGUGGGUGCCAGCUCAUGCUAACGCAGCAGUUGCAAACGUUUUGAGGAGAGACAGUCGGGGGUAGAGGGGAAACGGAGA
Messenger RNA from Chrysochloris asiatica (Cape golden mole), 1436 nucleotides. RefSeq names its product jun proto-oncogene (gene JUN). NCBI's taxonomy places the organism in Eukaryota, Metazoa, Chordata, Mammalia, Afrosoricida, Chrysochloridae. Gene Ontology annotation, molecular function: RNA polymerase II cis-regulatory region sequence-specific DNA binding; DNA-binding transcription factor activity, RNA polymerase II-specific; transcription factor binding. The transcript has a single exon. Gene Ontology annotation, biological process: regulation of transcription by RNA polymerase II; regulation of cell population proliferation; regulation of cell cycle. Bases 410 to 1402 code for a protein of 330 amino acids. The record is from RefSeq and is a predicted model, not a curated record. Gene Ontology annotation, cellular component: transcription regulator complex.